Panicum hallii is the source of this 2615-nucleotide messenger RNA. RefSeq lists its product as uncharacterized. Lineage: Eukaryota; Viridiplantae; Streptophyta; Magnoliopsida; Poales; Poaceae. The record is from RefSeq and is a predicted model, not a curated record. The transcript has a single exon. The coding region runs from base 1 to 2463 and encodes 820 amino acids.
AUGAUCUUCCUCCUCGCCAACAGCUCACAUGCUAGUAGCACUACUCAUAACAGCUACGCCAGCCAUGGCUGCGAUGCCGUACUUCAUCCCUUCGUGUACAACCUCACCGCCUCCUACGCCGACCAGCGGAACGAGGCCACCAUGGUGUUCACCUCCGUGGUCAUGUUCUUGCUCGCCGCGCUCUUCUUCAACCUCAACCUCUUCAGCCGGUUCUCCGACGUGAGCGCCAUCCUCAACCCCACCGUCCGCCUCUUCCUCUCGUCCUCGCUGUCCCUCUUCCUCCCCGUCAUGUCCUACCUCUUCUCCGAGGCCAAGAACGAAGGCGCCGCCGUGGCUGCUGCCAGCUACCAGCAGCUCGGCGGCACCGAGCUGUCGCUGCGAGCCCGGACGAUCCUCAUGUGGAUGCUUCUCGUGGAGCUCCUCCGCAGGAAGGUGGAGGCGAUCCUGGUGAGCGUGGGCGCCCAGGCCGCCUCCUACUCGAGCACCAUCGACCGCGCCUCCCGCAUCGCCUGGCUGGGCUACCUCGUCUUCUACAGCCUGAGCAGCACCGGCAAGAAGGCCAUCUACGGCACCCUGUGGGUCCUCGCCGCCGCGAAACUGCUGCAGAGGAUCGCCAUCAGCGAGCUGCUCAAGCGUUCCUUCGCCUACGGCAAGAACGCCGACCAGUUGAGCUGGUACAUGGCCCAGAUCGUGAAGCAAGAGCAGCAACAGGCGGUCGGACUCGGAGCUGGGGAGGAAGAGGGAGCAGAGCUGCUGAACAAGUGCAGGUAUGCGGUGAUGGGAGAGGAGGAGCUGGAGAUGAAGGUCAGCCCCAUGGAGGGCUACCAUCUGGAGCUCAAGGACGACGUCGUCGUCACGGUUGGCCAUAUUUGGAGAGCGGACAUGGGCGACCUGCUCCACCAAGGUCCAAGCCUGAAACGGCUGUGCCUCUCCUUCGCACUCUACAAGCUGCUGCGCCGGAGGAUUGAGGACCACCCCAUCACCGACGAGGAGACCAGCAGCUGCCGGAGCCUCAUCUUCAGAGGCCUGCGCAUGGAGUUGCUGCGGCAAAGCUCGGAGUCGCAGGACCUGAAAUCCACCGUGGUCGCGGCUGCUCUUUUCCAGGUGUUCUACGAGGAGAUCCAGUUCCUCUGCGAGUACUACCACUCCGUCCUACCCGUUGUGCUCUCCAACCCCUUCUUCUUCCUCGCCAACUACAUCCUCUUCCCCGUCGUCGUGUGGGCCUUCUGCCUCCUCACCUUCAUCCUCUGCGGCAACGGCGACGUGGCGUACGCGUACCACAGCAUCACCACCGACAACUACAUCAUCUCCACCGGCACGCGGAAGGUCCUGGGAUGCCUCAUGAGGGGGGUCGCCCGGCACCCGGAUGUCCUCUUCACCGCCGUCGAUCUCGCCGUCACCAUGCUGCUCCUGCUCACCUUCCUCUACGAACAGGUCUGGGAGCUCCUCGUCUUCAUCCUCUCCAACUGGCUCACGGUAUCUCUGCUCUGCGAGUACGCCGCCAAGCGCCGCUGGCGCGACAGCCGCGUCAGGGCCGGGCUCAUCCGCCGCAUCCUGUGGGUGCGGAACAAGAUGAGCCGCCCCAACCUCUGCUUCAAGCAGGCGUCCGUGCUCGGGUUCGGCCGCCGCCUGCCAGCCAUGGCGCUGCGGCUGCCUAAGAAGAAGGCCGUGCCCAUCGAAGUGAAGGAGUCCAUCAUGGGAUACCUAGUGGCUCACAUCAAUGAUGGCCCCGACGCUGAUGCCCCUCUUAGCAACGGCUGGUCGACGCUGCAGUUGGAGAAGCACAGCCAGUUCAGGUCCCAGCCGGAGGUCGCCAAGGCGUGCAAGAGCAAGAGCGUCGCCGAGGUCGUCCUCACCUGGCACAUCGCCACCAGCCUCCUGGAGGUGAAGUACCCGCUGCAACAGGAGGAGAAGAAGAAGAAGAAGAAGACCCCGGUGGGAGCUCGUCGUACGGUGGCAACGACCCUGUCCGGGUACGCCGCGUACCUGGUGGCGUCGGCUCCGGAGCUGCUCCCCGACAGCACGGAGGGCACCAAGCGCGUGUACAGCGACAUAACGGACGAGCUCAAGGACGUGCUGGGGGGGUGUUGGAGGUACCAUGCGUCUGGGCAGAUCACCCGCUUCGACAAGCUGGUCGGUAUCGCACAAGGGCUGCCGGAGGAGGAGACGACGACGGUGGUCCGCAAGGGGGCGAAGCUGGGGAAUAAGCUGAUGGAGAUGGCAAGCAAAGGUCGAGGGGCGGAGGAACAAGUAUGGGAGCUGCUGGCGGAUCUCUGGACGGAGUUGACGGUGUACCUGGCGCCGUCGGCCGGCGAGCUGCACGUGAAGGCGCACAAGGAGGCCCUGGCGCUGGGCGGCGAGUUCAUCACCGUGCUCUGGGCGCUGUGCACGCACACCGGUGUAACCAGGCCGGCGGGUGCGCCGUGGGAGACACCACCACCAGCCGACAGGUCGCUCGUGUGAUCCGUAGUAGUGCAUUCUGAGUGUGAUUGAUGUGCUUCAUUCGUGGGAGCUUUGAUUGUUGAUUUUCAAUUCCAUUCCAUUUACUUUUUUUUUCUCAUAGUGUGUUUUACUUAGUGUUUGAAGAUGUAACAAUGAAAAGCUUUAUGUAUCCG